GAUGCUCAGCAAAUUGACAUUAAAACUACUUUCCUUUAUAAACUCCUACCUAAAGAUGAAACUCAGUACAUGGAACAGCUGAAAGACUUUGAAGAACCCAGUAAAAAAGACUGGGUUUGGAAGCUCCAGCAUGGACUGUAUAGCAUGAAGUAG
Molecule: messenger RNA, 153 nt
Organism: Guyanagaster necrorhizus
Lineage: Eukaryota; Fungi; Basidiomycota; Agaricomycetes; Agaricales; Physalacriaceae
Exons: 1
Source: RefSeq, a predicted model, not a curated record